UUCUCCCUUUCAUGCCCAUACAUAUACGCACUUAUGCCUCCCUCCCCUCUCGCUCACUCACACUUCUCAAUCUCUUUUCCCAAGCCUUUCUCUCUCUAGUCUCUAGCUAGCAUCUCCAUAGCUACUGUCUACUGCUUCGUCGGCAAUGGCGAAAAGCCGACCGGCCAUCCUCCUGUCCAUGGCAUUUGCUGCUGUGGCGAUUGUGGCACUGGCCCCGGCGCCGGUGGCGGCAACCAAGUAUAACAUCACCAAACUCCUAGCGCCGUACAAGGAGUUCUCCAAGUUCAACGAGAUGAUGUCCAAGACGCGGCUAGCGUACGACAUCAACCGGCGGCAGACAAUCACCGUGCUGGUCGUCGACAACUCGGCGAUGUCGGCUCUGGACCACUACUCGCUACAGACAAUCCGGCACAUCCUCUCCCUGCACAUCCUUGUCGACUACUACGGCGACAAGAAGCUCAAGAAGCUCUCCCACGGCUCCACCGCAGCCUCGUCCAUGUUCCAGGCCACCGGGUCGGCGUCGGGCAUGUCGGGCUACGUGAACAUCACCCGCAAGGACGGCAAGGUCAACUUCAUGACGGAGGACGCCGACGACAGCGCGAAGCCGUCCCGGUACGUGAAGUCCAUCAAGGAGUACCCCUACGACAUCGCCGUGCUGCAGGUGAGCUCCAUCAUCUCCUCUGCGGAGGCUGAGGCCCCCGUCCCGCCGCCGGCGCCCGUCGACCUCGUCGAGCUCCUCUCCAAGAAGUACUGCAAGUCCUUCGUGUCCCUCCUCUCCGCCAACGCUGAUGUGUUCCGCGCCGUCAACGAGACCAAGGACAACGGGCUCACGCUCUUCUGCCCUGUCGACUCCGCCGUCGCAGCGUUCUCGGCCACGUACAAGAACCUCACGGCCAAGGCCAAGACGGCCAUCCUGCUCUACCACGCCGUGCCGGACUACUUCUCGCUGCAGUUGCUCAAGUCUAACAAUGGCAUGGUCACCACGCUCGCCACCGCCAGCGAGAACAAGAUGGACUACAGCUACGACGUGCAGAACAAGGGCGAGACCGUCACGCUCCAGACCAGGGUCGUCACCUCCAGCAUCACCGCCACAGUCGGCGACAUGGAGCCUCUCGCCGUGUACGCCGUGAACAAGUUCCUGCAGCCCAAGGAGCUGUUCAAGGUCGUUGAGGCGCCGGCGCCCGCGCCGGAGCCGUCCAAGAAGAAGGGCAAGGCUGCCGACACGGGUGACGACUCGUCCGACGGUUCGGAAGAUGAGACGGCCGACAAGGGCGACGCCGCACCGGCUGUACUCGUACGGUGGGUGACCGCGGCCGCGAUGGUGGUAUCUGCGUUUGCGUUGAUGGGUUAAAGAGUCGAGCCGAUUUUUUUUUUAAAUUUAAUUAAUGAUGCUCGGUUAAGAUGAAAAUAAGAACGAAAUGCAUUGUUCUGCUUCCCGUAGGGAAAAGUUGAGGAACUUAGAAGAAGUAUGGUUUGCAGUGCUUUGAGUUUUUGUCAUUUGGUUUGAUAUCAAUGUAAUUAUUUUGUAAUUAAUAUAAUUGUCAAAGAGUUCGUAAAGAA
This is a messenger RNA of Phragmites australis (common reed), 1560 nucleotides long. Its product is annotated as fasciclin-like arabinogalactan protein 2. The record is from RefSeq and is a predicted model, not a curated record. The transcript has 2 exons. Gene Ontology annotation, cellular component: plasma membrane. NCBI's taxonomy places the organism in Eukaryota, Viridiplantae, Streptophyta, Magnoliopsida, Poales, Poaceae. Bases 146 to 1351 code for a protein of 401 amino acids.